UCAGUCAUUAAUUUAAGCUAAAAAUAGACAAAAUAUGUCGACCUGUAUGCUCUUCGCAAUGAAGUUGGUCAAUGUCAGCAGUCUUUUUAGUUCAUGUGAGAAGUUUCGUAUAAAUCAGUGAAUCGUGCAUAUCUUGACAGUAGUGUAUUUGUAUUUUGUUUUGUCUAACCUAUAAUCAUAAAAAACCUAUCUUUGAAGUAUAUAUUCUAAAAAUAAAUUCUAUUAUAAGACUAUUGUAUUAAGACAAAUGUCAAUAUUUUGCAGCUAAACGACAAUAAUAGACACCAACAUAAAUACUGCAAUAAGCAAUAUAUGCAAUAAAGUUGAUUGUAGCGGUGGGCUAAUUUUAGUUUCCACGCGCAAGAGGAACGUAUAAGACACACACUUUGGUGUAUUGUGUCUAGUCUUGAGUGUUUUUUUGUAUUCCGCGCAUCUUUUUCUAGUGUAAUGCUAAAGUAAUAAUUGGUGAAUAUGAAAGUGCAAAUCGGAUUGGUGCUAUUGUUGUUUUUGUCAACAGCAAAUUCAUUGAAAAUUCUUGGAAUGUUUCCAAUUCCGAUAUUGAGUCAUUUUAAGUUUUUUCACUCAAUUUUGCGUGAACUCGCUGAUGCUGGCCAUGACGUUACAGUUGUGAGUCAUUUCCCAGAUAACGAUGCACCGGUGAAUUACAAAGAUUUAUUGCUGCCAAAAUCGGAUUUGGCUUUGAACUCGGUUGAUUUGGAGGUGUUUAAAAAUGCGCCAUGGAGUACAUAUAUUGUUACAUUUUGGAGAUUACAGCAAAAUGGAUUCAAAGAAUGUGAUCUUAUUUUCAGUUCCCCUGUUCUGCAAACAAUUUUGAAAUCGAACCAAAAAUUCGACGUCAUUUUAUUGGAACAAUUCAAUAAUGAUUGCCUUAUGGCCGUUGCAUGGAAAUUAAAAACGCCUGUCAUUGCUUUAAGCAGUUGUUUGUUAUUGCCAUGGCAUUACGAUCGUAUCGGUAACCCAUUAUUUCCAUCCUAUAUUCCGAAUGUGCUAGUUGGAUACUCGAAUAAAAUGAAUUUUUUUCAACGUUUCAACAACUGGAUAGGCGUCAAUGUGUUAAAUCUAAUGUAUCAAUACAUCACAGUACCGGAGACUGAUAAAAUUAUUCAAAAAUAUAUGAAAAAUGAUAAUGUUCCAUCGGUCAGUGAGCUCGUCAAAGAAACAAGUUUGAUGUUUGUAAAUACCCAUUACUCGAUCAGUGGAUCAAGACCAAUGACUCCAAUGAUGAUUGAAUUGGGUGGCAUUCAUAUCAAAGAAAAAAAGCCUCUCGAUCCAGAACUGAAAGCAUUAUUGGACUCGGCCAAGAACGGCGUGAUCUAUGUGAGUUGGGGUUCUAUGAUUCGUGGCUCAUCCUUACCAGACGACAAACGAAAAAUACUUCUCAAUACAUUCGCUUCUUUGAAACAGAAAGUUUUGUGGAAAUUUGAAAAUGACACACUUCAAGAUCAACCAAAAAAUGUAUUCAUUCGGAAAUGGUUACCACAAAGGGACAUUUUAUGUCAUCCAAAUGUGCGUGCAUUCAUAAGUCAUGGCGGGCUAUUGGGAAUUAGCGAAGCGGUUUAUUGUGGCAUUCCUAUUAUAGUGACACCAUUUUUUGGUGACCAAUUUCAAAAUGCAGCCACAGUAGAGGCACGUGGCAUCGGUUAUAUUGUUCGCUAUAGAGAUAUGACAGAAGAAACUAUCAAAAUAGCAAUUACCAAUGCAUUGUCACCGGAGGCGUUGCAAAGGGCAAAAACAGUAUCUUAUUCAUUUCGAAAUCGACCGAUGAAACCGGCUGAAGCGGCUGUUUGGUGGGUAGAAUAUGUAUCGGCAACACGAGGAGCUCCCUUACUAAAAUCACAUGCAAACAAUUUAUCAGUAUUCACGUACUACUCUUUUGAUAUUUACAUUACGAUAGCGACUGGGCUGAUUGUCAUCAUUGCAUUAUGUAUUUUUAUCAUUCGAAUGUGUUUCGGAAGAAGAAAUAAAUCAAAAACCGAUUAAGAUUCAAUAUCGAAAUUUAUAUCAAGAUUUUCUCAAAAGGAAAAUUAAAUAAAAUUCAAUCUAUAUUUGUGAAUCUUUUUAUGAAUUUUGCACUUUGAAAGAAAUGAAAAUUGGCUUUGCUUAUAGACAAAAUGGCAAGUCAUUGAAUAAUUUUCUUGCAUCGAGCUCUGAUUUAAGCAAAGUUGAACUGGAAUUUGUAAUAGUAGUAAAGCAAUUUUCAUAUAAAUCCACCAUCGCCACUUAUGACAUAGACUGAAUACUACACGGUUAAUUUUGAAAUUGAGAAGGAAAAGAAUCAGCUCUGAAAAUUGUUAACUGACGCCUCUUGUAUUAGUCAAAUAAGAAAAACUUCCUACCAAGUCGAAUUUUCCACAUUAGAAUGGACUAUCCGAAAGUCUAACCUAUUACUAGGCCAAACUAAUUCAAAUAAAAACAAAAUGUAUUUUUAGAAACUGUAAUACUUCAUUUAUUUCAAUGAAACAUGAAUAAAGAAAAAAAUUCAAUAAUGGGA
Messenger RNA from Contarinia nasturtii (swede midge), 2512 nucleotides. RefSeq names its product UDP-glucuronosyltransferase 1-7C-like. Lineage: Eukaryota; Metazoa; Arthropoda; Insecta; Diptera; Cecidomyiidae. Bases 472 to 2001 code for a protein of 509 amino acids. Gene Ontology annotation, molecular function: UDP-glycosyltransferase activity. The transcript is spliced from 5 exons. The record is from RefSeq and is a predicted model, not a curated record.